Messenger RNA from Girardinichthys multiradiatus, 2231 nucleotides. RefSeq names its product actin-5-like. NCBI's taxonomy places the organism in Eukaryota, Metazoa, Chordata, Actinopteri, Cyprinodontiformes, Goodeidae. The record is from RefSeq and is a predicted model, not a curated record. The transcript is spliced from 9 exons. Bases 29 to 1156 code for a protein of 375 amino acids.
UAGAGCUUGUGGCCCACCUUCAACAGAAAUGGAGACAGAAAUUGCUCCACUUGUUAUAGACAACGGCUCCGGUUUUACCAAAGCCGGUUUUUCUGGAGAUGAUUUUCCCCGCGCUGUCUUCCCAUCGGCUGUUGGCCGCCCCAGGCUCCAGGGUCUGGCUGUGGGCAGUGGGGAGAGGGACAGCUUUGUAGGAAAUGAAGCCCUGAGUCACAGAGACACGCUGACCAUAAAGAAUCCCAUUGAUCGCGGCAUCGUCAUCAAUUGGGACGACAUGGAGAAGAUCUGGCAUCACACCUUCUACAACGAGCUUCAUGUUGAUCCUGCAAAGCAUCCAGUCCUGCUGACAGAGGCUCCACUCAACCCUAAACCAAACAAGGAGAAGAUGACCCAAGUCAUGUUUGAGACCUUCAGCUCUCCUGCCAUGUAUGUGGCCAUCCAGCCUGUCCUGUCCAUGUAUUCUUCUGGUCGUACCACCGGUAUUGUGAUGGGUUCUGGAGAGGGUAUCAGUCAUGCUGUGCCAAUUUAUGAAGGCUACGCUCUGCCUCAAGCCCUCCUCCGCCUGAAUCUGGGUGGUGUAGAUCUGACGGAUUACCUGAAGAAGAUCCUAAACGACAGAGGCUACAGUGUCGGUACCACUGGUCAGCGUGAGACCAUUAAUGAUAUCAAAGAGAAGCUCUGCUAUGUGGCAUCAGACUUUGAGCAGGAGAUGCAGACGGCAGCUUCUUCUCCUUCUCUGGAGAAGACCUAUGAGCUCCCUGAUGGACAAGUCAUUUCCAUUAGCAAUGAGAGGUUCCGCUGUCCAGAGGUGCUCUUCAAGCCUCAUUUGAUUGAAAUGGAGCCAGAUGGUGUUCAUGAAACCAUCUACAACAGCAUCAUGAAGUGUAACUUGGACGUUCGUAAGGACCUUUAUGCCAACAUUGUGCUGUCUGGAGGUUCCACCCUGUUCCCUGGAAUCACUGAUCGCUUGCAGAAGGAGAUCUCUCACCUUGCUACACCUUCCAUGAAAAUCCAGAUCAUCGCACCCCCUGAGAGAAGGUACUCUGUCUGGAACGGUGGAUCCAUCCUGGCCUCCCUCUCCUCCUUCCAGCAGAUGUGGAUCAGCAAACAGGAGUAUGAUGAGUCUGGACCUGGCAUUGUCCAUCGCAAGUGCUUCUAACCUUCUUCCAUACCUCUGCCUAGGCUGGACAAUAUGCUCUUCAUCUGCUCCAUCCAGCUGGGAGGCAUCUGGGUCAUUUUGUGUGAACAAGUAUAAAAAUAAUGUAUAAAAUCAGUGGUUUAAAAAUAAUUAAUUUAGCUGCUGUAAGCUGCAAGAAUCUUUCCCAAAGGAUCCUUGAAUCCAUCUAUAGGAACCUCCAUGCUGAUCAGAAAUGUUUAAGGCCGUCUCUGUAUUGGCUGAGCGUUAAUAUUAUUUUGGUCUUCUUCCUAUGGAUUAUCAUCUUAGAUCACUAAAAUGAAUGACAUGACUUAAACACUUGAUCUUUCAGUAAAAUCAUGUGUUUUAACCUGAGUUUCCUCAUCAUUCAUUGUUAAACAGCAUAGAAACAGGUUCAACGCUUCAUUGGCGUAAUCAGAGAGACCGUCUCUUCUUGGAGAAUCUAUGCUCAGACAGCCAGGGUCAGGCUGGGUACGGUCCCCUGAUAAAAAGCCCAAUAUAACCUCCAAACGAAAGAUUCAACAUAUUUUGGGACGAUUCUUCUCUGUGGUGGGACUCAUUUUCACUGUGAAGGUCCACAGUGUGUCACAGAGUGGGAGUGGGGGUGGAUACAUAAUCAAUUUUGCAGCCUUUGACCAGCUUGUGACUGAAUUAUUGAGAACAUUUAGAGUUUAUCAGAGAAGUUAAAACCUGAAUGAUUACAAUAAAAUUGAUUACUCAACUUUUUAUCUACAAACAACCUUUUCCCGAGAUAUAAUUUGAUAUCGUUUGACAUUGUUGUCCUAUAUAGAACCAUAGUCCUGGAGAAACAUCAUCUUAUUUCACCACAGAUCCACAGUCAUCACCAAAUAUCACCAAAAACUAAUCAUGAGCUAUAAAACCUUUCAUCGGUUUUUUUCAAAUUAAUCUUAAUUUCAUUCUAGUUACAUUUCUAACCCUUGCUUGUAAAUUCAACUCAUGGGUGUGUGAACUUUCAGGAUGUGUGGUACCUGGAGUUGGACUUGUUAAAUAAAUUUUUGUGCCUUGCUUUGUUUUCUAUUUGAUUCUCUGCAGGACCUGAUAAAAGUAUUCAAACCUC